AUGGCUGCUCGUGCCUCUGCUCUUAUGCUCCUUGGAGCUUCCGCUAUCAUGGCUGGACCCCUCGCUCCUCGCCAGGCCACCGUCACUGUCACUCAUACCAUGGAGGCUGCCCCUGCAUCCACCGCAUGGGACGCUGGUGCCGUUCGCGAGUUCCCUAUUCAUGCUUCUUGCAAUGCCACUCAGCGUAGCAUGAUCAAGAAGGGUCUUGAAGAGACCUUGACCAUCGUCAGCCACGCGCGCGACCACAUCCUUCGCUAUGGUAACUCCUCCGAGGUCUACACGAAAUAUUUCGGCGAGGCACCAACUGGCGAGCCAAUUGGCUGGUUUACCAAGAUUGCCGAUGGCGACAAAUCCGGCAUCCUCUUCCGUUGUGACAACAUUGAUGGCAAUUGCGACCAAGAGGGCUGGGCUGGUCAUUGGCGCGGCUCCAACGCAACCUCGGAGACAGUCAUCUGCGACCUGUCCUAUGAGAUCCGUAGGCCUCUCUCGACCAUGUGCAUGCUCGGAUACGACGUUGCCAACGGUGCGACCAACACCUUCUGGGCUUCUGAUCUCCUCCAUCGUCUUCUCCACCUUCCCCAAGUUGGCGAGGGUGUUGUCGAGCACUACAAUGACGAGGAGGAAGAGAAAUACCCUGGAACCAUCGCCCUCGCUGAGAACAACUCCACCUACGCUGCGAGAAACAGCGACACUCUUCAGUACUUUGCUCUCGAGGCUUAUGCUCAUGACAUCGUUGUUCCUGGUGUUGGGUGCCCUGGCACUUACACUCCCCUCGAGGAAGAGUCUACCGCUGCUGCAACCAGCACCGCUUCCGCUACCACCUCCGCAUCUGCCACUCCAGCGCAGCCCUCUGCUUCAGCUACGUCAUCUGCCGCUGCUGCACCUGCUGAGGCUUGCGAGCCUCACGACGACCACUGGCACUGCCCUCCCGGCGUCCCUGAGCCUACCUCUCCCCCUGCCUAA
This is a messenger RNA of Alternaria arborescens, 963 nucleotides long. RefSeq lists its product as hypothetical. Gene Ontology annotation, cellular component: cell surface; fungal-type cell wall; extracellular region. The coding region runs from base 1 to 963 and encodes 320 amino acids. Gene Ontology annotation, molecular function: metallopeptidase activity; zinc ion binding; integrin binding. NCBI's taxonomy places the organism in Eukaryota, Fungi, Ascomycota, Dothideomycetes, Pleosporales, Pleosporaceae. The record is from RefSeq and is a predicted model, not a curated record. The transcript is spliced from 2 exons.